AUGCGGGUCACCUCCCAGGCCAUGCAGUACGACGCGUCGCCCUCGACCCAGCUUCCGCCCUGCGCCGCGAGCCUCACCCCGGACGAAGCGCUGCCCCCACCAAGCGGCGGCGCCGGCGACUCGGUCGCGCGGCAGCACUAUGGACGCGUCAUCGCGGCGCUGCUGUACGCGCAUAACCUGGUCACGCCGCUGUGCUGGGGCUCCUGGACGGCCUACGGCGGCGCCCCGAUUGCAGGGUCACCCGCAGCGAGGGACGCCGCGUACGUCCACGCGCUCAUCCACCGGCAGGAGGGAAGCUGCGACGGCGAGUUCGGCAGCGGCUGGUCAAACGCCAACUACUGGUACUCAUCCGCCUCCGCAGCUUCCCACCCCAUCGCGCCCCGCCUUGCCGACGCCGCCCGGCGGCUGGCCCAGGGCGACGCCGAGUUGGAGAAAGCCGCAGCAUCGCUCACCGCCGCCGGCGGCGGCGGCGCGGCGGGGAAAGGCGGCGCAGGGGGUACCUGGGACCCUUUGCGCUUCGUGGGGCUGUGCGCGCGGGCGGCGGAGGGCGGGGAUGCGCGGCUGCUGGGGUACUGCGGGCAGCUGAUGGGGCGCGAAGUGGAGCUGCUGCUGGACCACUGCUACGAAGCUGCGGCCGCGGCAGCUGCUGGUCGCAAGACGUAG
This is a messenger RNA of Monoraphidium neglectum, 663 nucleotides long. RefSeq lists its product as hypothetical. The transcript has 5 exons. NCBI's taxonomy places the organism in Eukaryota, Viridiplantae, Chlorophyta, Chlorophyceae, Sphaeropleales, Selenastraceae. The coding region runs from base 1 to 663 and encodes 220 amino acids. The record is from RefSeq and is a predicted model, not a curated record.